CCGACGAGGGGAGUGUUUGCUUGAGAGCAGAGAAGAAUGGGAUUGUGAAGUACUAAGUAGUAUGUGAAGUAGGUGUACAAGAGGAUCAAUCAGAUCAGAUCCGAAACGAAAGCGCUUGCAGAGGGUUUUUUUGAAAGGCAAGGCAAGGGAAUGUACAAUGGCCGAUCUCCUCCGCCUAUCUUUGUAGAAGGAAGAAGGCCGUUGCAUAGGGAGGAAACGAAAGGGGAUAAUCAUGACAAUGGCGGACCUACUCCGAUAAUCGUCGUAGAAGGAAGGAGGAAGAACGAUGAUGGAGUAGAUGAGGGAGUAGAUGAGCAGGGUACCGGUCGACGGGCGAUGUUGCCAGCUAUGCAUCUGAUAUUAGGCGUUCGAAUCGUAUCCCUGAAAGAACAGUGGAGGGGCAAGAGGCAAGAGGCAAGAGGCAAGGGACAAGAGGCAAGAGGCAAGAGGCAAGAGCGAGAGAAUGGAGGAGAGGAUGUCUUUCUGAAGUGAUAGUGUGAAAGGGACAAAAGGAGUGACUGGUAUUCUCGACUUUGUCCUUAGCGAGCGUUUGACCCGAUGGAUGCUUUCCACUGCGUCCGAAACGGUUCGUAGAGAACUCGUUCUUUGGAGAAGGACAUAGUAGGUCGGGACGCUGGAUUGGCCGGAAGAAUACCUCGGGCUGAUCUCUUAUCAACGGCGGAUGGGUCGGUACGUUGGAUGGAUCGGGAUGUUCGAUGGGUCGGGACCUGUGAUCCUCCUUUUCACGACGUUCGCUGCGAACAGGAGCACGGACAUCUUUGCGUCGAAAAUCUGCACGGCGCCCCAACGGCUCCAAACGGUAACCGUCGGCGAGAGGCCUCCAUCCGUCCACGCAAAGUGCCGGCUGGCGUCCUGCGGUCUGCUGCGGCGGGCGAUCGUCAACAACGGUCCGAAAUUCGAGUGCUUUUCCCACCUGGCGCCCCUUUCGACGACGACAGUUUCAUUGCAGAAGAUCGUCGUUUUCUUUGUUUGUCGUCACGCCUCGCACGUUGGAGCACAGAUCUUCCACCGAUCUUUCUUGUGUCCACGUGCUUGUUCGUUGGACGGUCGACCGCUGUCGUCGGUUUGUUGCCCUUUGAAUGGCCCUUACAUGGCCGACCUGCUGCUCAGGCUGCCUCUGCUGCUCCUCGUCGUCGUGCUGCUUCUCGUCGUUGUCUUCUUCCACGUGUGUUUCGUCGGCCUCGUCUCGCUCGCAGCUUGCAGAAGGAGAUCUUCCAAGAAAGCCGACAGGAUGGAUCGACGACUGGCCAACGGUAGACCGGCAGGCACAACCUCCGGAGCGAGUAAUCGACAACGCAGUGCGGGGUCUGUAGCGAAGCAGCCGUACGACCCGAGGUUGUAUGCUCACCUGCCUUCUCACGAGAUUCCUCUGCCGCCGUCGGAUGACGAGGGGGAAGACGUCAGGUCGUCGACUUUGUGGUUGGGAAGUGGUUCGACGCAGGAAUGGGCGGCGACACAGUCGUACAGCGGCAGGCGGGUGGAGACCCCGUGGUCUUACACCUCACUGCUGAACGAGGGGCUCUGCGACGACGAUGGCAAUGCAGCGGUUGAUCUCAGCUUCCAGUUGUCCACCAGCAGCGGAGCAGCGGCAACGCACACUCGGAUCAUCAAUCCCCGCCCAAGCGGGGAUUGCACGGACAACACGUACGGUGGUGUGUCCGAGGCGCGAGACGGCGGUCUGCUUCAAUCGCUUCGCGAAGACGAUGGGCGUGACGAGGGAGGCCGUCGACUGCGGGAAGAAAUGGGACAACUUGAUGCAGCAAUUCAAAAGGUCCACAAGUUCCAGAACCUCUCCGUAGCUUGCUUCAAAGGCCAAGCGAUCGGAGGGCUGCAGCUUCGUCAUGGACCGGAGCGUGUACGACGAAAUGGAGGCCAUGACGAAGGGGGAUCACAUGGUGGCCGGAGGGGAGACCAUGGCCAGCGAUGGGGGUUGGCUGUUUUUUAUUUUAAGAUCUUCAUUUCGGCCCUUGGAGAGUGUAUGGACACGCGUCCGCAUAGGCGUCGAAAGUCUCGCCGGUGUCGCCCAAGUACUUCGGUACACCUAGACGCCUUGCUCCCCAACGCAGCGAAGGCGGUUGUUCCUCGUGUUCGCGAACGCAGGCGUAGCCACACACGGCCAUUGAGGGAAGCGGCAAGCAUGUCUGCGCGAGGCGGCGCCCGUGGCAAGAAGCGGGAAAACAUCCCUGCGGACACUCAGGGGCGGGAAAGGGGUCGGCGGCAUGUCCCUAAGGCGAAGAGGCUUCGUUCGGAAGAAGCAUCAGCAAGCCUGCCUCUUCGGCGAGGGCGAUCUUGGGCGACAACUAACGAGGAGGAUGACAACGACGUGUUUACGACGGAGGAAGAAGCAGCAGAGGACACCGUGUCGGCACCUCGGGGAAGCACUCUUCAAAGGUCAUCUGAUCAGAGCGCCACCCUGCCCUCCACGUCGUCUCAGCCGCGUCCGCGCAACACAGCUACAGAGGGAGGCUCCAUGGAACGCGGCGGAGGGGAGGGGGCCCAGCAAGAAGCACGCGUGGCGAGUGGGGGGGCGGUCGCUGGUGCAGCCGCGGGGUCUUCGGGCAAUGUUGCUGCCGUGGCGAGAGCGAGACAGGAGCUCCCUGUUGUGGAGCGGGAGGUGCCACGCGGCGACAACAAGGGUGAUAGGGAGGAUGAGGACCCCUUUUUAUGCUGGGUUCGGAGGGGAGGGAUGGCGAAAGAUCUCGCUGAGCGUGCCCGCCUGUGGGUUGAUGACAAAGCGUUCUGGACGACAGGGGAGGGGAGAAGACUGUACAACAUCGUCCACGAAACGCGGGAGUACUUUGUCGCCAUCGCCGGCGGGCUGCAAGCGCCCGCUGUCCCCUGGAGCGUUGUCAUGCCUAAAUCUGCCACGAGCCUGACAAGGAUUGCAGAUUCCGCACAACUACAGCAGGCGAUCUCCCGCACGACGGCAGCGGAGAACAUUGCUCUGCGCGUGUUGCACGGAUGGGUCUUCAAGUCCGGGAACCGCCCCCGAGGAUACAAUCUAGCUUUCCAGUACGUGUUGGGGUCGGUGGUGACGAACAUUGCGCGUGCCAUGUGGUACGGCGAGGAUUGGAGCAACGGCGUGAGUGCGGCCGUUUGCGCGCACACAAUCGACCUCAACAUGGACGGGAAGUGAAGAGGGGGCAAUGCUUGGCGGCAUCGGAGAUGCAGUUUUCGUGGC
Molecule: messenger RNA, 3202 nt
Organism: Chara braunii
Lineage: Eukaryota; Viridiplantae; Streptophyta; Charophyceae; Charales; Characeae
Source: the annotation of a GenBank genome assembly